UGAAUGUAAAAAAGUAGUUGAAUAUCGAUCAAAUCUAAAAGAACAAGUUGAACAUGCAUUAUCAGCAGACAAACUACUACGUUUAAUGCCUCAAGAUCAUGUUCAACCAACGGAAUUUCGGCUGAAGCAAAAUGUAUUUCCAAUCGAUAUCCGACCUAAUUUUAAAGUUGAAUUAUAUUCAUCCAAAUCUUUAAUAACGAAACGAAAAUCGUUUGUUCUUCUUUGGAAACGAUACUGA
Messenger RNA from Adineta ricciae, 238 nucleotides. Lineage: Eukaryota; Metazoa; Rotifera; Eurotatoria; Adinetida; Adinetidae. The record is from the annotation of a GenBank genome assembly.